This is a messenger RNA of Sinocyclocheilus anshuiensis, 3261 nucleotides long. RefSeq names its product basal cell adhesion molecule-like. The record is from RefSeq and is a predicted model, not a curated record. Gene Ontology annotation, molecular function: cell adhesion molecule binding. Lineage: Eukaryota; Metazoa; Chordata; Actinopteri; Cypriniformes; Cyprinidae. The coding region runs from base 184 to 2043 and encodes 619 amino acids. Gene Ontology annotation, cellular component: plasma membrane; cell-cell junction. Gene Ontology annotation, biological process: cell-cell adhesion. The transcript has 17 exons.
AUAUCAGCCAAGUCGCUGCCAUCCGCAUCAGAGUUCGUGCGCCUAGAAGGACGGGGGAGCCCACUGCACUACUGCGUGUGAGAGCGAGAGCAGAGGGUGAAGGAUCUGUACCGAGACGAGAAGCUGCAAAGAAAUACAAGGACGCGACGCGGAAAAAAAAAGCCGCCAAGUUGAGACGCAACUAUGGAGAGAGCGAUGUUGGGACGGGUCGGGAUUUGUUGCACCUUGCUUGCUGUAGCGCUGCAAGUAUGUCUGGCUUCAGUCAUGGUCAAGGUGACCCCAGAGGUGGAAGUGAUUAAAGGAGAAACCGCCAAACUACCUUGCAGCUACGCCACCUCUGCACCGGCCUCUCCCAUUGUGGUCCACUGGCUCAUUGAGGUUGCAGGUGCAAGAAAGCAAAUUGCUUACAAGUCUUCCCAAGGUUUUGGCGUUGAUGCAGGCACAGGAAUGACAGAUCGCUUAACCAUGGGAGAGGACUUGUCCCUCACCAUCUCCCCAGUCAUGGUGGAAGAUGAGAGAACCUACUUCUGCCAAGUGACCGCAGGACCUUUAGGGUUUUCUGAUAAUAAGACCCAGGUCAAGGUUUUCUUUGCUCCGGAGAAGCCAAUGAUCACAGGAAAUAAUCAGGCUAUCACUGUCAGUCAUGACACUUCAACCUCCUCUGAAGUGGCCAAAUGCAUCAGCAGGAACGCUUUUCCUCAGCCUCGUAUUAUCUGGUUUAAAGAUGCCACCCCUCUGCCCGAAGUAAAGGACCAAAAGGAAAAAACUUAUAUGAUACCUAGUGUGGUGAAGGAAGCCUCAGGCCUGUACACCAUGACCAGCACGCUGUUCAUGCAGCCGGUUAAAGACGAUGCUAAAUCAGUCUUCCACUGCACGGUGGAGUACAGCAUGCCAAACAACCAGAUCAAACAGGAGAGCUCCGAUAAAUUCAGCCUCUCGUUGCUCUAUUCAACAGAAAAUGUGUUCUUCAAACUGAAGAAGCAGGGGCCAGUCAAAGAGGGGGAUGAUGUGCUGAUGGAGUGUGAGACUGAUGGAAACCCUCAGCCAGAGUUUGAAUUUUACAAAGAGGAUGAAGUACUGCAAGGAUCGAAAGGAACGUUAAAAUUGAAGAGCGUCACUCGAAAGGAUGCUGGGAUGUAUAAGUGUGAAGCUCUGGACUUUGACGCCUUGGAUGGUGUCGAACUUACUAAAACUCUAAGCUUAAGUGUGCACUAUCUUGACCCUGUGGCAGUGACUCCAGAAGGCCCAUUGCUUGCUGCUAAAGGAGAUACUGUGGAGCUUCAGUGUAAGACCAAGUCCUCUGAUGAAUACACCCUGCAGUGGAAAAAGGACUCAAAGGUGCUGUCACAGACGGGUGUGUUGACUCUUGAGUCAGUGACUCUGGCUAAUGCUGGUGUGUAUUUAUGUGUCGGAGCAGUACCUUCAGUGCCAGGUCUCCAAAAACAAGCCAAUGUCACCCUUACCAUCACAGGUAAACCUGAGAUUGAUGCUUCAGUGAAUGGUUUUGUUGAUAAGGAAGGAGGGAUGGUCACUCUCAACUGCUCUGCUCUUGGUUAUCCUGCUCCACAGUUCACCUGGACACCUUCUGGCAAAGAGUCAGUGACAGUAGUGGGGAAUAAGGUGAUCAGCACGGUCACUCUUGAGGCUUCGGCUGCGGUUCUGAAGGAUGGUGUGAUUUGUGAAGCAUACAACAAGCAUGGAAGAGACAGCAAGAACUUCAAGGUGUCCAUCAAAUCAGAUCCAGACAAAGCAUCAGAUUCCAAUGCUGCUAACCAAGGAAACCCUGUCUUCAAAACAGCGGAGAAACAGCAGGGAGGUUCGAGCGCGGUCGUGAUUGCGGUGGUGGUGUGCGUUCUGCUGCUUCUCCUCCUGGUGGCUCUGCUCUUCUUCCUUAGUAAGAAGGGCAAGCUGAGCUGUGGGAAAAAGGACAAGAAGGAUGUGGCAUCUGGGGAGGUGAAAGGUGGUAUUGUGGUGGAGAUGAAGUCCAGUGAUAAAGGCAAUGAAGAGGCUGGUCUGCUAAACAAAUCACAUGCAGAACAGUGAUAAAAAAGAAGAAAAGAGACAAGUAAGAACAAGAUCUCCAGAGACGUAGAGGAUGGUGGUGGAAUUAAGAGUGCUCUGAUGGAGGAGAAGAGAGGAGAUGGAGGAAAGAGAAGAUGAAUUCAUUUUAGCUGUACAGUUUUCUUUUUUGAAAUAUUGUGGGAGGGGCUAUGAUGUUGAACUGAGGGUGGGUUUCUGUUUGGGAGGGGCAAUAAAUGUAAAUCUGGCAUUAUUUUGAUAAGGGUACAUACUGUGUCCUGAUUGUGUUAUCAAGCCAAUCUUUGUAGUACAACUCUGUGAAAUAGAGCGCGGCUUAAUGCAGUGUUCUUGUACCCAAAACAAAGCAGAAAAGUCACUGUGGACACUGGAUGUUACGCUUCAUGCUGUGCUGCACCCUGGUUAUGUCGAUUAGUUCAUGUUUUUGAAUAGUGCAGUACAGCCUCUUUUUGCAUUACUGCACUUACUGUGUAUAUUUUUGAUAGUGAACUGCACUCGUGCCAUUACCCCGAUUAGUCAACCCUACAGACCACUAUACGCUUUGACCACGAUCUGCAUGGAGCAUAUGGAUGUGCCAUUAUACACACUGUCCAGCUGUACAUUCAACGCUGGUAAAAUAAUCAAGCUGUCAUUCAUAUCAGUCUUCAUAUGGUCAAAUAUUCAUAUUUUUGCCUUAGAUAUUUUAGACCAUGCCUACAUGUCCCACACCUAUAUCUUUUGAGCUAAAACCAAAAGCCAGUGGUGACAGAAAAGAAAGAGAGUGUGUGAGAAUCCCAUUCAAACCAUAUAUCUGAAUGCAUGGACCCAUUCAGCUCAAGCCUGAGAGUUGUGGAAGAGUUACAGAACUAACUCAAUCAUCUCAUUUCCUCUGAACUGCACUGAAUUCCAUUCAACAGCCCAAACAUGUUCAAAGACUUUCACCUAACUCUGUAAUUAUUACACAUGGGUUAGUAAGGGGACAGGUCAGAUCCUUCUUUGUCUUUUAAAAUGCCUCAUAACGGGAUUAAGCAUUCACUAGUUUAUAUAGACUCAACUCCAUUAUUCUUUUUGGAUAAUUAAAGUGCUGAGCGUAUUUGGAAAUUAUCUACUUACUGAGCAGAAAUCAUAACAAACAUACUGUCCCAAUAUACUAUUGAGUUUCAUCUUUUUCCAACACUAUUAAUAUCACUAUGUUUUUCAUAAUUUAUAAUGAAACAUAUCAAAUUAAACACCUUCAGCCUUUUC